Pieris brassicae (large cabbage white) is the source of this 1768-nucleotide messenger RNA. It is a transcript of the gene Idgf, whose product is annotated as chitinase-like protein EN03. Gene Ontology annotation, molecular function: chitin binding. Bases 59 to 1360 code for a protein of 433 amino acids. The record is from RefSeq and is a predicted model, not a curated record. Gene Ontology annotation, cellular component: extracellular region. Gene Ontology annotation, biological process: carbohydrate metabolic process; chitin catabolic process. NCBI's taxonomy places the organism in Eukaryota, Metazoa, Arthropoda, Insecta, Lepidoptera, Pieridae. The transcript is spliced from 9 exons.
AAUUUGAAAUCAUUUUCACACGAGCAGCCGAAGAGAACAGACCUGACGCAAUCAUAAGAUGAAGAUUAUACUAACGUUGGCCGGGGUCUUGGCCCUUGCUGUCUCCACACCGACCCCUGCCCAAUCCAAGGUGGUCUGUUACUAUGACAGCAAGAGCUAUGUACGAGAAUCUCAAGCACGUAUGCUGCCAUUGGACCUGGAUCCAGCGCUGUCCUUCUGCACACACCUUGUAUAUGGAUAUGCCGGAAUCCAACCUGACACUUACAAGAUGGUGCCACUGAACGAAAACCUUGAUGUAGACCGCUCCCAUGCGAACUAUCGAGCUAUCACAAACUUUAGAAGCAAAUACCCCGGACUCAAAGUUCUCCUCUCGGUUGGAGGAGAUGCUGAUCUAGAAGAGGAACAGAAAUACAAUCUACUGCUGGAAUCGCCACAAGCAAGAACUGCUUUUGUCAACUCGGGCAUGUUGUUAGCCGAACAACACGGUUUCGAUGGUAUCGAUCUUGCCUGGCAAUUCGCCCGUAUCAAGCCGAAAAAAGUUAGAUCUACAUGGGGUUCCAUUUGGCACGGCAUCAAAAAAACUUUCGGCACCACUCUCGUGGAUGAUAAAGAGGCAGAACACCGCGAAGGUUACACUGCUUUAGUGAGAGAAAUGAAACAAGCUAUGAGUCUCAAGCAAAUGCAGCUAUCUAUCUCUGUGCUACCCAAUGUCAAUUCUUCAAUUUACUAUGACGUCCCCGCCAUCAUAAACUUAGUAGAUAUUGUAAAUCUACACGCUUUUGACUACUAUACUGCAGCUAGAAAUCCUAAAGAAGCUGACUACAGCGCACCUACAUACAAGCCUCAAAACCGUAAUGACCUUCUCAACGUAGACGCGGCCAUUUCUUACUGGUUAACAGGAGGAGCACCCAGUUCCAAAAUCGUCGUAGGAAUUGCCACCUAUGCCCGAACAUGGAAACUGGACUCUGACAGUGAGAUAAGUGGCGUCCCACCGCUUCACACCGACGGCCCUGGAGAAGCAGGACCUUACACAAAAACUGAAGGUCUUCUCAGCUACCCAGAAGUAUGCGCGAAGUUGAUAAAUCCCAACCACCAAAAGGGGAUGAGACCACAUUUGAGGAAGGUCACAGAUCCAAGCAAACGUUUCGGGACUUAUGCUUUCCGUCUUCCUGACGACAACGGUGAUCCAGGUUUGUGGGUGAGCUACGAAGACCCAGACACAGCUGGACAGAAGGCCAGCUACGUUAAGUCCAAGAACUUGGGCGGCGUUUCCAUUGUCGACCUAUCAAUGGAUGACUUCCGCGGCUUGUGCACCGGUGACAAGUAUCCGAUUCUUCGGGCGGCGAAAUACCGACUGUAAACCAAUAUUUAAGUUACUAAAUAGUCAUACAAUAUUAAUAAUUCUGAGCAAGCUUCAACCUCUAUCUAUGUGUAAAGAUAAACUUGUCCGUGAACGUAAGAGGAAAUGCGUUAUACCUAUUUCGAGUUAAGAAAAUAAAAUUCACUGUAUUUGGAAUGUUUGCAUGUUAGUUUUAAGAAGUUGUAUAUCCGAUUGAAAUUUUGUAUAUCUUAAUACUAAUAAAACUUUAACUCAAGAACUCCGCACAGUUCGUGAUAAAUAAUUUCGAUAAUAUUGUUUUCUAUAUUUAUCAAACUAAUUUAAUGAAUGAUAACGGUCUUUUUAAAGUUCUCUGUUGAGCAUUUGAGCGCUGGCACAGAGUUUAUAAAUCAAGUAAAUUUUGUGUAAUAAAUAAUAUUUCUUAAGUGA